CGAAGAGAAUCGCCUGGUCAACGAGGAAAAUCCAUCAGCCAAUCAGGAAGCAGGUUGCCUUUUAAAACUCAGCCGGGAAACGCGGAACCAAAACAAACGGCAUUUUGCUUGUGUAGAAAAGGAAAGACUAAACACAGAGAAACGGUACAAAGAUACAAAAAUGGACACCAUGAUUUACCUGGAUCAGGAGAACGGCAGACUGACCACUCCAGCCAUCAAAUCUCGCCAGAACAGACUGCACUCUGCUCCAGAUCAGUGCUUGAGAACACCUCUGGCAGCAGGAAAGGCACGUCCUGGAGCUCCUCUGCAAUCGGGCCGAAAAGCUUUGGGAGUCAUAAAUAAGGUUGUUGCCACCCAAGCAGCAUCUUAUAAAGCAGAGGAGAAGACUAAACCUGCUGAAGCUAAGUGUAAGGUUCCUGCUCAGCCAGCUAGUGAGGAGUUGCCAGAGAUCGAGAAGUGUUACCCAUACAAUCCAAGCGAGUUUGAGACCUGCGGUGUUCCAGAUGAAGUCUACCUCAGUUGUUUCUCUCUGACUGGUCUGGGAAAACAGAUGUGGCCGAAUGCUUUACCUGUGGAAGAGCUUAUUAUGGACCCAUGUUUGCCACUCUCACCUUUAAAGAUGCCCAGAGCGGUGGAAUGCGUUGAUGAAAUGGAGGCAUUCCUACAGACUAUAAGUGAGCUGACUGUUGACUUGCCCCCGGAGUGUGAACUCUAAAUUUUCAUGUGGAUUGUGAACUUUGUA
This is a messenger RNA of Sinocyclocheilus rhinocerous, 742 nucleotides long. Its product is annotated as securin-like. The record is from RefSeq and is a predicted model, not a curated record. The coding region runs from base 161 to 715 and encodes 184 amino acids. Gene Ontology annotation, biological process: chromosome organization; homologous chromosome segregation. The transcript has 6 exons. NCBI's taxonomy places the organism in Eukaryota, Metazoa, Chordata, Actinopteri, Cypriniformes, Cyprinidae. Gene Ontology annotation, cellular component: cytoplasm; nucleus.